ACAUCUACCACCAUGGACGGUGAAUCGUUCUUCAAGCAGCUGAAGCAGCUGGCACGGAUGGUGGACCGUGGAUUACGUGAAGCCACGGAUGAAGUAGAAAAUAACUACUCCAAGCGGGGCCCUGCGGCAGCAGUGAAAAAAGUUGUUGAUCUCAAGUCAGAAAUUAAAGAUAUGAAGUGUAAAGGGGAAGAACUGUUGCACACUUUGGAGAAAGAAGGAAAAGAGUUUGACAAAAUCCUUAAGAUUUCUACACAGUAUCUGGAGAUCCACCGACAGAAAAUAAGGAAGACGGAGGAGUACUUCGCUAAGUACGGAUACCAGCAGAAAGCUAAAUUAGAACCCAAACCCUCAGAAGAAGAGAAGACAGAGGAACCAGUUGAAUUGAAAGAGAACCAGUCAAUGGAGGACCAGUUAACAGCAACCGAUAAAAGAACAACCCCAAAGAAAGAGAAAUCACCAACAGGAGGGCCCCGUACCCCCAAACCGGAGGACUUCGGACUGAGUAGUCUAACACUGAGUGCCUGUAAACGUCCGGAGAAAACACAGGUGUUAAAUUCUCACAGAAAAACACCCAAAAAAGAAACUGUGCCUCCUGCUGAGGCCCCCCAAGAAGAACCCCUCCCUGGACCCCGCACCCCUAAACCAGAGGAUUUCGGACUGAGCAGCCUCGUGCUGAGUGCCUGUAAACGUCAGGAGAGAACACAGGUGUUCAGUUACCCAGACACAACCUCUCACAGGAGUAAGUUGGACUCGGUUCCGGACAUCUUUCAACAUGAUGGCAUUCAGGUAACGCCAAGUUUUCUGGGAGGGAAGUAUGCCAGCCCAGGAUGGAAACAAGAUUUUACAGAUAAAAAGUUUCUGGUCCCAAAAGUCAAGGACGGAGCACUGAGGAUGAGGGGGAAAGAGAAUUUUGACCAGAGUCCAAGCCCAGCCCCUCGAUUUGGUUCAGUGAAUAUGAAAAUUGGAAAGGAGUUGAGUGAUAUAACUGGAAUACACAGACUUCCCAACACCCCAGAACUGACCUUACCCAGGAAUUACUCAGCUUUCCGUCCCCCACCAGAUACCCCCGAACUGGCGUCCACCAAAACACAGCUGAGAAGUCGCCCUCUACCAGAUACCCCCGAGCUGGCCUCAACUAAAACACUUAUGAACAGCAGACCUCCACCCGACACCCCCGAACUAGCCUCAACCAAAGCAUCUAAUCACACCCCUGAGACUCCAGUCUUUCUCAAACAGAUCAAGGCAACAGAGGGUAGUCAUACUAGUGCUGUGUGGAAACCUCCCAUAAUGCCCCAGGAACCACAAAAUCCAAGUCGCACAGAAGCUUUGAAAGAAAUGCCACAGAUGCCCAAACUAAAGGGACUAUACAGCUAUCUCUCCGAUGUUAACUGAUGAAUUAUGGCUUUAUUUUGUGUAUUUAUGACUGAUUUAUACCCCACUCCGAAGAAGGGGGGUAUAUUGUUUACCCUUGUGUGUCUGUCCAUCUGCUUGUCUUUCAACCUGUGUGUCUGCCUGUAAAAUUUUUUUGGAAAUAGUUUUCUAAGCAAUUGCUCAUCACAGAUGCUUGAAAUUUUAACACAAUCUUCUCUGAGGCAUGCCAUAUGGUGGGAUGUCAUUUUUGUUCAGAUCCAACUUCUUAUUCAUCAGUGCAUCUGUCAGUAACUGAACUUUUGUAUAUUAAUAUCAGGGGAUGACAAAUCCCAUUGCCCGACGCCCGGGGCUAGUGAAUUUUAGGGGUGGGCAAGUGAAAUUUUAUCAACCACUAGCCCGUGGGCAAGUGACUUAUCAAAAAUAAAAUUUAUUUGUAGGCCAUAAAUUUAAAGCUGGGCUUAGAGACUCAGCAUUUGUCUUCCUCUUUUUUUGAAAAAAUGUCUAUAAAUACAGAAUUAGUUUAUGGUAGGGCAAGCAAAAAUUCAGGAAGGGCAAGUCAAUUUUGACCAGGUACUUGCCCUUGGACAAGUGGCUUAAAAAUCUAUUUGUCAGCCCCUGUUAAUAUGAUAGUGUAUAAUCAUAUCAGAGCGGAGGUAUUACUAGUGAGCAUUGGCUCAUGGACUUUUUGUUUAGUACAUUUUUUAUAUGUACAGUCGUGUGCCAAAAGUGAAGAUAAUUUUAUUUUUUCUCUAUAUAUUUCAUUGAAAACAACAUUUUUUAAAAUCAUUGGCAAAUGGUCAAUUUUUGUCCAAUUUCAUUAUUUAUUUCAGUACUUAAACCAGAAAAUGUGCAGUUUUUUUUCUUUAAAAGAUCAUUAAAUAUUUAGUUUUUAGUAAAAGAUAGUUCAUCAAUUGACAUCAGUUCUAAAAUUCAAGAUCAACGUUGACUAUAUAAUUCAUUGUGAGUAUGUGACUUAAAAAUUCAUGUCGCAGUAAAAUUACAAUAUUUUUAAAAUAUCAAUACUGAUCAGAUAAAAACUAUUGUUUAUAUCAACUACAACAAUUUAUUGGAUUACCAUGAAAUUUGUGAUAAAAUCUGUCAAGAAAUGUUGUCAUACCAGUGAUUUUAAAAAAUGUUGUUUUCAAUGAAAUAUAUAGAGAAAAAAUAAAAUUAUCUUCACUUUUGGCACAGGACUGUACAUGUUGUGUACAAGUUUAUUUUAAGUAUUUAUGAUAGAUCUUAAAAGUAUUUAUGUUUCUUUAAACAUGUUAAGGACCCUCUUUACACAAGUACAAAAAUUUUUUUGGACAUUGAGAAAAAUAUAUUGUAUAAAACAUGAUAAAGGAGUUAAUAUUGUGCUUAUUUAUUCAAUUUUCACUACAUAGUGGGUGGCAUUUACCCCCAGGAAAAAUGUUCAAAGACAACACAGUAUCAGUGAAUAGAAAUCAAUGUUAAAUACUUCAGUUGAGAAAAUACAUGUAUAUAGGAAUCACCUUGUCCGUCUGUCUGUCUGUCCGUCUGUCUGUCUGUCUGUCUGUCUGUCCGUCUGUCUGUGCAAUCGUGUCCGGUCCAUAUCUUUCUUACAGAGGGACAUUAGAAUCUACUACUCCACAUUAAGAUUGCUCAUAACCUAAGGGUGUGUCAUGACCUUGACCCAAGGUCAUUUGGGGAAGUUCAAGGUCACUGGAAGAAAAAUUUCAUAAUUCGUGUCCGGUCCAUAUCUUUCUUAUGGAUAAACUUGGUAGGUUCUCAUUUCACACAAAGAUUGCCCAUGACCCAAGGGUGUGUCAUGACCUUGACCCAAGGUCAUUUGGGGAAGUUCAAGGUCACUGGGAGAAAAAUUUCAAAAUUCAUGUUUGACACAUAUUUUUUAUGGAUAAGCUUGGUAGGUUCUCAUUUCACACAAAGAUUGCCCAUGACCCAAGGGUGUGUCAUGACCUUGGCCCAAGGUCAUUUGUGGAAGUUCAAGGUUACUGGAAGAAAAAUUUCAUAAUUCGUGUCCGGUCUAUAUCUUUCUUAUGGAUAAACUUGGUAGGUUUUCAUUUCAUAUAAAGAUUGCCCAUGACCCAAGGGUGUGUCAUGACCUUGACCCAAGGUCAUUUGGGGAAGAUCAAGGUCACUGGUAGAAAAAUUUAAUAAUUCGUGUCCGGUCCAUAUCUUUCUUAAGGAUAAACUUGGUAGGUUUUCAUUUCAUACAAAGAUUACCCAUGACCCAAGGGUGUGUCAUGACCUUGACCCAAGGUCAUUUGGGGAAGUUCAAGGUCACUGGAAGAAAAAUUUAAUAAUUCGUGUCCGGUCCAUAUCUUUCUUAUUGAUAAACUUGGUAGGUUCUUAUUUCACUCAAAGAUUGCCCAUGACCCAAGGGUGUGUCAUGACCUUGACCCAAGGUCAUUUGGGGAAGUUCAAGGUCACUGGAAGAAAAAUUUUAUAAUUCGUGUUUGAUACAUAUCUUUAUUAUACAAAAACUUACUUCUGAAAAACCCAGCGGGGGGUAUUUUGUCCCGAUUGGACAGUUC
Saccostrea cuccullata (small rock oyster) is the source of this 3887-nucleotide messenger RNA. RefSeq names its product spindle and kinetochore-associated protein 3-like. Gene Ontology annotation, biological process: chromosome segregation; mitotic cell cycle. The record is from RefSeq and is a predicted model, not a curated record. The transcript has 10 exons. Lineage: Eukaryota; Metazoa; Mollusca; Bivalvia; Ostreida; Ostreidae. The coding region runs from base 13 to 1392 and encodes 459 amino acids. Gene Ontology annotation, cellular component: kinetochore; spindle microtubule; outer kinetochore.